This is a messenger RNA of Leishmania braziliensis MHOM/BR/75/M2904, 4362 nucleotides long. RefSeq lists its product as hypothetical. Bases 1 to 4362 code for a protein of 1453 amino acids. NCBI's taxonomy places the organism in Eukaryota, Euglenozoa, Kinetoplastea, Trypanosomatida, Trypanosomatidae. The transcript has a single exon. The record is from RefSeq and is a predicted model, not a curated record.
AUGGCGCAUCACUGCCACACUAAUAUGAACGCCCUCAGUCUUGACUGUUUAAGUUGCUAUGAGGAGCAGCGGGCCAGGAUGAAGUCCAUUGAUUUGAAUUACUUACAACAGAAGUCAAACGAGUGCAUCCAGAAUCGGUGCGCUCCAUCUCACUUGCACAUGAACUACACGUGCCACCAGGCUGCCGAGGCUGUUGCUCAAGGCAGUACCUUUCCCCGUUUUGUGCGGAACGGAUCGUUGCCGGCACGUCAAAGCGAGCUAACCACUCGAGUUGCAGCACAGAGAAACUACCUCGCCUACUGUAGGAAGCCCCUGGAGUGCGCCGGGCAUAUUUCUGCGCAACAUCAUUCCAAGCCCUCUUCAGCUGUGCCAUUGCAACAGAGAAGCAUGGAUUCCGUGCUUUUCGAUGAGGAGCGCUUCCAUGAGGAUACAGUUUUCGUUAACGGUGAGCCAGUUCGAGUAAGCAAGGGGUAUCAGAGCGAACAUGCCUUCUACGGUUUAGACUCUCCUACCGCCGCCAUCCUAGAUGCUGUGUCGGCCGCAAAUGCAGACCAUGUUGGUAAAUCGAAUGCCGUAUUUUCCUUAGGAGCAGUACGAAAAGGUACGCCUGAGUCUCGGCAGCAAAGUAUCACUGCCAGUUGUGUUGCUGAAGGCAGGAGGCAAAUCUCUGGACUCAGUGGAACAUCCAAAGAGCAGCAUACAAUAGGUAGUGCUUCCUCUGAGAGAUACUGUGACUACCUUUCUUCGUCUGGACGACACUACCGUGUUUUUCGUCUCCAUAAGCGGCAACUUCCACCUAUCGAGGAGAGAAAGAAAGCUGAGGGCUUGUCAUUGUAUGCAAAGGGCGCGAAAGAAGUGACAGGGACUGAAAAGGCAAGGAAUCGCGAAUCGGUUGAAGGUGAUAGUGAGAUAAGGGGCUUAUGCGAGCAGAGCAAAGACCAAGUAGCAGCACGCUGCUACAACAGCGGACGGAAGUCCGCAGAAAAUGACAAGUCGCUGUUACCCGUGCGAAGAGGGCGAAUAACAAAGCCGUACAAACUACACGAAGCUUUGGAAGAUGCACGAAGCAAGCACACCACACCUCGGCAGCCCGGCGCUGCCUCGCAUCAGAACAAGAGUGCCACAAAAUCCACAUACAGAAGCUGUGGACGUAGUUUGACUCCCAUGUCUCCAGUAAACUAUGUGCCAUGUGAGUCAUCAGCGCCGUUGCUGCUUUUUCCCUCAAGGAAGCCACUUGAGGACAUCGUGGACACGUGCGCAGGCUGUCGUGAUUGUGGUGGCGCUUUGGCAGGCAUCAAGCGCCGCCUGCGUUCCCAUGGCCAUCGCGAUGCGGCGCACGGCGACAGAGCAGAGCGUCGGCUUCCUCCAAUCGGAGGGGGCCAAGGGUCCCAUCCAGUACCCCCGCCGGCUCCACAUUGCCAAGGUCGUGCUCGUGAUGAGCACCGGCAUCGGUAUCAAAGUCACGAAGGCGGGAGACGUGCCACGAAAGGAAGAAAAAGACGUAGUAACGUGCUUUCCGACUUCAGUGAGCAUUGCCCAUCGCUUUUUGACUCUGCCCUUUGUGUGUGCGUUUCUAUCUCAAGUAGCAUCGAUAGGGCAAGUGACACGUCGGACUGUGUGGUGGUGGAUAAGCAGCAGCGGAGGGGCGCUGCACAGCACGGACGCGUGCGAAGCGCGUCACCGCUCAUUUUGGCGGACGGUGACGAGGGCCACGACUCGUUUGACAGCACAUACAGCUGCUCGAGUGACAGAGACACGGACUGGGAGGACGCGGACUCGACUUCAUCUCUCUCGUCGUCGGCGUCGCUGUCAUCUUCGGAGCUGAGUUCAACUUCAACACGGAGGGUGGAAAUGCGGAGGCCUCGAAUCUGCGUCUGUCGCCGAAGUCGUCGUCACAGCGCUCACUCGCCUCCGUCUGUAUCGCUCAAAGGGAGAAGGUCGGGCUCGAGGGGCUCUGAAUCAAAUCGUCGCGAAAGGCAUAGUGAGGGCAACAGGCAAAACACGAGGAGGCCCGUCUCGUCGUCAUACUUGCCGAGCUCGUCAAGCGCCGAUUGUGGCUUAGACGAAGGCCCCGGCAACUCCCUGGCGCUCCCCCGCGUAGAUCACACGAAAAAGAGACGAUGCGACUCACCUAUUCGCCCGCCCAGUGUCCGAGCGGUUCUUCCAGCUCACCCGCCAGGGAUACUGCCACCUUUGAUGGAGGAAGUGCUGCCAAGUACACGCUAUGCCACUUCCUCGGCAACGCCGCUGGCACAGACGACUGGCGCCACUCCCAGCUGCGCGAGUCCGGUCGCCCCGCCACAGCGCACAGAGCAGGGCACGACUGGUAAAAGAGAGCAGUCCCAUGGCGCGGUGGACCCAACUCGGCGCGCGUACCAGGAGAUGCCUAUGUCGCCUCUACAGGUGACCCACUUCCGUGACUUGACAACUCCGUCUGUUGCGUCAUCUGGCCCUGUCUGCGCGUCACUACAGGUGAGUGGCAUCAACACGGGGAGCGCACCCCCAGAGCAGCAGUCUGGUAGGGCGGAGAGGUCAAGGCCAUCACCCGCAACGGAGCCGCUGGACUUGGACUACAUUACAGAACAUGUGCUGCAGGUAGUUCAGAGCCGUUUGGCUGGCACAGGUCGCGCGCGCGACACUGAGCGGGUUGGCUCGCAGCGCGCUAGGGGACGCAAGGAUGACGCUGGGGAAGCGCUGCGUAAGCGCGAGUGUGCUCGUCAGAUGGAUGUGGAAGUGGCGGCAAAGCGGGCGGCAGAGCAAUCACAGCUACGAGACCUUCUUCAAGAGGCCCAGCAAGAGGCACUUUACGUGCGGGCAGAGCAGCUGUCCUUAAGUGAUCUAACGGCCUCGUUGCAAGUUGCACUCGUGUACGUCACCCGCCUUAUAGGACGUGACGACGGCCCCGACGGUAACACGUCGCCGCUUGGCCGAAUGUACACAGCUGCAGAGAGGGACGGCAGCUCGUCAAUGGUGAUUGGGACGCCAAACUCGAGCACCCUAGUUUAUGGCGCAGCUGAGCACAAUGCAGUGAUGCAAGCACGUGGAGGCACUGGUGCUUCUAGUGAGAACAACGUCGGAGAUAUGGCUGCAGCUGUCUACGGCAGUCACGCAGCAUUUUUGCCUGACUCGACCAUUGAUGCGGUGACGCUGCAGCGACUGAUUGCAGAGCUGCGCCAACGACGCCAGAGGCACGAAGUCGGGCAGCGCCUCCAGCAACAGAGGGCUGAGGAGGUAGAGGCCAAUGCGCUGGAGGCAGCUCGGCAACAGCAGUGCAAGCGAGAGGUCGACGAGCUUGUAGCCAGCGAGCGACAGGCCCGUGCCAGUUUGCACGAGGCUGAGGAAAGUGCGUUGGACGGGGUGCUUGUCAUUGCUGCUUCCUCUCUAGGCGAGGCCGUCGAACGAAUGGUGGCCGUCCAGCACAGGGCCCUCCUUUCAUUUUGCGAGGAGGAGCUCAACAAGCGCACGAGCAUCAUCGCAAGCGAGGAGGCAGAAGCAGCCGAUUUCUGGGAGGUCGCCACAGAUCUCUGGCAAGCUGCCGCCGAAGAUGAGAAGGCACUAGAGGAAGAAGAGCGGCAGCGGCUGGUGGAGGAGGCGAUGGCAGCCGCGGCGUGGCGCGAGGAGAAAAACGCGGAGGCAGAAAGACUGCAGGCGGACGCUGUGGCCGCUCAGAUUCGCAAGAUGGGCGGCGAGGGGAACCUGUACACCACUGGCAGCGCCGACCAACUCACGGUUGCUACAAAGAAGGUUGUGCUGUCUAACCUUAUUCCCGGUCAGCUGCUUUCCAUCCAGGGAGGCAAGUCCAUCGAAAGUGGCGGCAAGAUCCGCCUUGUAGGCGACCCACACGUCGCAGCCGUCGAGGCGCGUGCACGGGAGCGCCGCCGCAUGGAUCGUCUGCGCCAGCAUCGGCUUCUCUCUGCUUUGCCACAGCACCCUGAGGCGAAUAAGGUCAACGACUCAGUUGGUAGCCGUCUUUCCAGCCGUCAGCCUUCGACAGUGCGCAUGGGUAUCAACGGCAGCGCCGUCAGUGCACCGAAGCCGCUUAGCCGAGCCUCAUCGCGCGGUUUGCGAGUAUCGUCGUCGUACCAGCUAUCAUUGGACGAGAGUGGUCGAGUCGGUGUGCAGUCGCCAAGCCAAGGCCGACUGCAGAGUCAGUCAAAUUUCGUGUUUGACGGCGAUAUCGACUUGCACGUCUACGGACGCAAAGUUGGGACUCCGUUUGAGAGGCACAGCCGCGCCUCUACGCCGGCCUCCGCGCGAGGAGCUCUCCUUCAUGGCGGUGGUUUCAGCGCUGCCACGCCAUACAAGAGGCGGGCAGGCGAGGGGGGUGCUAGGGACGUACAACAUGCGCACCUCGCCGUUUGA